UCCACUAUAUAGAAAUUGGAAUCUUCUUCUUCUUCUUCUUUGUUCGUUCGUCUCUCUUUAUAUAAAAAAAAAAGGGGACCGUACACGUCUCUCUCUAUUUCCAGCAAAAUUCGAAUUCGUUUAAAUUUUCUCAGUCCCGUAAUUUUCUGGACUUCCUUCCUUUUUUUUUUUUUUUUUUUUCCCUUUCUCUUUGUUUCGUUCGUCGUCGUCGUAGAAAGAAGAAGAAGAUUCUCUCAGGUUUUUAGCUUUCGAAGCUUCGAAAUUUCGAGUUUUAACCUCUUUGAAUCAGAAUUGUUUCUUCCUGGAAGAUAUUUAGAUUAACCAGAAGAAGAAGAAGAAGCUGUUGUUCAAGGAUUGGUUUGAAUGGACAGCACGGAAAGAUAAAAGAGAUUUUCCGAUUGUGCUGAUCCAUCCAUAAAUCUGACUAGUUUUUUGUACUUGAUCGAAUCUGGGAGGGGUUGGUGGAUCUAGAAGAUAAACAAUGUUGGCAUCACAUCUCGAUUCACUAGCGUCUAAAUUGACUACAUCUGAUCACGCCUCUGUGGUUGCGUUGAAUCUCUUUGUUGCACUUCUUUGUGCUUGUAUUGUUCUUGGUCAUCUUUUAGAAGAGAACCGAUGGAUGAACGAAUCCAUCACCGCCUUAUUGAUUGGACUUGGCACUGGUGUUUCCAUUUUGUUGAUUAGUAAAGGAAAAAGCUCACAUCUGCUCGUCUUCAGUGAAGAUCUCUUCUUCAUAUAUCUUUUGCCACCCAUUAUAUUCAAUGCAGGGUUUCAAGUUAAAAAGAAGCAGUUUUUUCGCAAUUUCGUGACUAUUAUGCUUUUCGGUGCUGUUGGGACUAUUAUUUCUUGCACAAUCAUAUCUCUAGGUGUAACGCAGUUCUUUAAGAAGUUGGACAUUGGAACCUUUGACUUGGGUGAUAUUCUUGCUAUUGGUGCCAUAUUUGCCGCGACAGAUUCUGUGUGUACGCUGCAGGUUCUGAAUCAAGAUGAGACACCUUUGCUUUACAGUCUUGUAUUCGGAGAAGGUGUUGUGAAUGAUGCCACAUCGGUGGUGGUCUUCAACGCAAUUCAGAGCUUUGACCUCACCCAUCUUAACCAUGAAGCUGCUUUUCAUCUUUUUGGAAACUUCUUGUAUUUGUUUCUCCUGAGUACCUUGCUUGGUGCUGUAACCGGUCUGAUAAGUGCGUAUGUCAUUAAAAAGCUUUACUUUGGAAGGCACUCAACUGACCGAGAGGUUGCCCUCAUGAUGCUUAUGGCGUAUCUUUCUUAUAUGCUUGCUGAGCUUUUUGACUUGAGCGGUAUUCUCACUGUGUUUUUCUGUGGUAUUGUAAUGUCCCAUUACACAUGGCACAACGUAACCGAGAGCUCAAGAAUCACAACCAAGCAUACCUUUGCAACAUUGUCUUUUCUUGCGGAGACAUUUAUUUUCUUGUAUGUUGGAAUGGAUGCCUUGGACAUUGACAAGUGGAGAUCCGUGAGUGACACCCCGGGAACAUCAAUCGCAGUGAGCUCAAUCCUAAUGGGCCUUAUCAUGGUUGGAAGAGCAGCGUUCAUCUUUCCGUUAUCGUUUCUAUCUAACCUAGCCAAGAAGAACCAAAACGAGAAAAUCAACUUUAACAUGCAGAUUGUGAUUUGGUGGUCUGGUCUUAUGAGAGGUGCUGUAUCAAUGGCUCUUGCUUACAACAAGUUUACAAGGGCGGGACACACAGAGGUACGCGGGAAUGCAAUCAUGAUCACCAGUACUAUAACCGUCUGUCUUUUUAGCACAGUGGUGUUUGGUAUGCUGACGAAACCGCUCAUAAGCUACCUAUUGCCGCACCAGAGCGCCACAACGAGCAUGUUAUCUGAUGAAAACACCCCAAAAUCCAUCCAUAUCCCUUUGCUGGACCAAGACUCGUUCAUUGAGCCUUCAGGGAACCACAAUGUGCCUCGGCCUGACAGUAUACGUGGUUUCUUGACACGGCCCACUCGAACCGUGCAUUACUACUGGAGACAGUUCGAUGACUCCUUCAUGCGACCCGUCUUUGGAGGUCGUGGCUUUGUCCCUUUCGUCCCUGGUUCUCCAACUGAGAGAGACCCUCCUGAUCUCAGUAAGGCAUGAGGCAAAAAUGUGUAAGAAAAAGCUUUAUUAUUAUUUUUUUGGUAGAAAAGGGUGAUUAAAAUUAUGCUUUUGUGUAAUUAUCCAUUUGUAAUAUUGUUUGUGAGGACAGAAAUUUGUCCUACGUUUUGAAAGCAGAAAGCAAAACUUUGGGAAGGUCUGAGUGAUGUAUGUAUAUUCAUAUUUGUUUUGUUGUAACAAAACCAUACAUUUGUUUAUGUUUUGAAUUUUGGUUAUUGCUUCGAACUUGACCGGA
This is a messenger RNA of Camelina sativa (false flax), 2354 nucleotides long. RefSeq names its product sodium/hydrogen exchanger 1. Gene Ontology annotation, biological process: potassium ion transmembrane transport; sodium ion import across plasma membrane; regulation of intracellular pH. Lineage: Eukaryota; Viridiplantae; Streptophyta; Magnoliopsida; Brassicales; Brassicaceae. The record is from RefSeq and is a predicted model, not a curated record. Gene Ontology annotation, molecular function: potassium:proton antiporter activity; sodium:proton antiporter activity. Gene Ontology annotation, cellular component: plasma membrane.